Messenger RNA from Nomascus leucogenys (northern white-cheeked gibbon), 734 nucleotides. Its product is annotated as activated RNA polymerase II transcriptional coactivator p15. The record is from RefSeq and is a predicted model, not a curated record. Gene Ontology annotation, molecular function: DNA binding; transcription coactivator activity. Gene Ontology annotation, biological process: positive regulation of transcription initiation by RNA polymerase II. Gene Ontology annotation, cellular component: nucleus; transcription regulator complex. Lineage: Eukaryota; Metazoa; Chordata; Mammalia; Primates; Hylobatidae.
CCUUGCUUUCAUGAUGGGAGGGGGCAUCAAUAUAUUUUUAAAAUGAUAUCUAGAGUCGUGAGCGAACGAGCAAGAGGGUGUUCGACUGCUAGAGCCAAGUGAAGCAAUGCCUAAAUCAAAGGAACUUGUUUCUUCAAGCUCUUCUGGCAGUGAUUCUGACAGUGAGGUUGACAAAAAGUUAAAGAGGAAAAAGCAAGUCGCUCCAGAAAAACCUGUAAAGAAGCAAAAGACAGGUGAAACUUCGAGAGCUCUGUCAUCUUCUAAACAGGGCAGCAGCAGCAGAGAUGAUAACAUGUUUCAGAUUGGGAAAAUGAGGUAUGUCAGCGUUCGAGAUUUUAAAGGCAAAGUGCUAAUUGAUAUUAGAGAAUAUUGGAUGGAUCCUGAAGGUGAAAUGAAACCAGGAAGAAAAGGUAUUUCUUUAAAUCCAGAACAAUGGAGCCAGCUGAAGGAACAGAUUUCUGACAUUGAUGAUGCAGUAAGAAAACUGUAAAAUUCGAGCCAUAUAAAUAAAACCUGUACUGUUCUAGUUGUUUUAAUCUGUCUUUUUACAUUGGCUUUUGUUUUCUAAAUGUUCUCCGAGCUAUUGUAUGUUUGGAUUGCAGAAGAAUUUGUAAGAUGAAUACUUUUUUUAAUGUGCGCUAUUAAAAAUAUUGAGUGAAGCUAAUUGUCAACUUUAUUAAGUAUUGCUUUGUGUGCCCACCACCUAGUGUAAAAUAAAAUCAAGUAAUACAAUC